This is a messenger RNA of Tribolium madens (black flour beetle), 5493 nucleotides long. Its product is annotated as protein eyes shut. Gene Ontology annotation, molecular function: calcium ion binding. NCBI's taxonomy places the organism in Eukaryota, Metazoa, Arthropoda, Insecta, Coleoptera, Tenebrionidae. Gene Ontology annotation, biological process: heterophilic cell-cell adhesion; establishment or maintenance of epithelial cell apical/basal polarity. The transcript has 14 exons. The coding region runs from base 316 to 4881 and encodes 1521 amino acids. Gene Ontology annotation, cellular component: protein-containing complex; plasma membrane. The record is from RefSeq and is a predicted model, not a curated record.
UAAACGUGAAACAAACAUGAGAUCACAGCCUCCUACUUGCACAACGAACAGUAAACAACUGAAUACAAUACGGAAUCACCGACACCGUUCUCGUAGUAGGCCGUGCGGUCAUAAAACUUUUACCUUUGCGUACCUGCCGUUUCUUGACUCACCAUUGUUGUUUAUAUGUUACCAUAGCAACCGUAUGUGGUGUGGAAGUGUAUCACUCUCCCGGCGCGCAUACGAAAUUUUUAUUUCCGGAAAAGUGAAGCAGGUGGUGGUUAAUUAUAACGGAAACGUCGAAUUAUCUUUAUUCAUUUCAGCCAAUAAUGCAGUAUGUGGUCGGUCGGUAGCGACGGGAGAACCCUGUUCCUCCUCUUAAUCCCCUUUUUCCUCCUCCCACUGGAAGUUUCAGCCGGUCUGGCUUGCCUCAGCAACCCUUGCGUGCAUGGCGUCUGCUUAGACGACUUGAAUUCGACAUACUUUUGCUAUUGCAUCGAUGGCUACACAGGAAUACAAUGCCAGAAAAACUGGAAUGAAUGUUGGUCAUCUCCUUGCAAAAAUGGAGGUAUUUGCAUUGACGGAGUUGCCUCAUUUAAUUGUAGCUGUCCCCCGGGAUUUGUUGGUACAAAAACACUCACAACUUUGAUUCUUCGUUACUAUAAACAUUUCCAAUUAGGAGAAUUGUGCGAAGAAGAUUUCAACGAGUGCGAAAGCAACCCUUGUCUGAAUAAUGGCACAUGUCUUGAUGCAGCCAACGGGUAUUUUUGCAGUUGCUUGCCUGGGUAUUCAGGGGUGCAUUGCGAAGUUGACGUGGCGGUUUGCAACGCGACGAAUGAGACUAGAUGUGCAAAUGGAGGGAUUUGUGUCGAGGGACCUGGAGAUUCUUUCUCUUGUAAAUGUCAACCAGGAUGGGAAGGACUUUUAUGUGAAAAUGAAGUCGACGAGUGCAUGUCUGCACCAUGUCAAAAUGGGGCUGUUUGCGUCGACCUAAUGGCAGAUUACUCCUGUGCCUGCCUCUUUGGAUUUUCUGGACGGAACUGUGAAGAAACCGUGAAAAUGUGCGACGUCAACCCUUGCGCAAAUGGUGCUCUUUGUCUCAAAGAAGAUCAUCAACCAGUUUGUUACUGUGUUCCCGACUUUCACGGCGAUUUGUGUCAGUUUCAGUAUGACGAAUGCCAACUAGGGCCUAAAUGCAUGAAUGGUGGUACUUGUGUGGAUGGUAUUGACAAUUCCACUUGUUCAUGUCCGCCAAAUCUCACAGGUGUUCAGUGUGAGUGCCUUAUCUUAGACAAUGGUGACUUGGAUUGUACUUAUACAAGUCCACAACCCAUUUCACCCAUUGGGACUUCACCCAUUUUUCACCCAACAACAACCACUCAUCUAAUCACAGAAACAGAAGUGCCAAAUACCACUAUAACCGUAGAACCAUAUUCUACGAGUGUCACUUGGACAACAACUGAAUUUGUACCAUCGACAACUUACAGCCAAACAAAGAUCACCACUGAGUUAACUGAGACAAUCUUUGUCUAUUCAACAACACCAAAAAUAACAGAAAUUAGUGUGAUUACAACAGAAACUGAAACACCGACAACUGAAACAACUUUUAGUACAAUAACAACAACCGAAACUUAUACAGAACCUGUAUAUAACGCUACUGGAAAAACUAUUACAGUACUGUCAACUGAAACUUCCACUUUUUCUCCCGUUACUACUCUAAUCCCUAUAUCUUCCUCCCUCAAAGAAGAAUCAAACAUUUCUCUUCCCGACGAAACAACAACCUCCUUUCUUACAAAAGAACCAGAAACAACAACUGGACUCACAGACUUUUUAACUGAAACAACAACAAAACAAAUGACUGAAACCACCGUCAUUCCUUUCGACUGUACAAAAACUCACUGCCAAAAUGGAGGAACUUGUGUUUACAAAUCGGAAUUAGGAUAUCAAUGUUUAUGUCCUUUUGAUACCGAAGGCGACUUCUGUGAGCUGAAAAUGGGUGUUCAAAAAGCCGCUUUCACUGGCCAGUCUUACCUGAAACACCGUUUACCCGACAGUACAAACAUUUCAAUAGAAUUAGAUGCAAAAACCCUGUCUUCGAAAGGAUUGCUAUUCUAUUCCAACACAGAUUCGACUUAUAUGGUGCUAUACAUUGAAAAUGGACAUUUAAAAUUUAAAUUUUCGUGUGGGUACCAAACUAUGUUACUCAGUGAACUGAAAAUACCUGUAAAUAAUGGUGACCUCAUGAAAAUCAAAGCAAAAUUGGAGUUUAGUAGAGAUUUGAAACGAUGUGAUGCUUCAAUCAAAGUUAAUGAUUCUCUUUCCAUGACUGGUGACCAAUUAGCACUCAAAAGACGGUUUUCGAAACCUUCUGGAUGGUUGUAUUUGGGUGGGGUUCCCGAAGAACUCGCAAAUAUUAACUUACCAGAUACUGGUUUCAUCGGGUGUAUGCUCAGGCUUAAGGUUUCCGACAAGAAUUUAGAUAUUUUCAAUGACGCUGAAGACGGCUACGGUGUCACGGAAUGCUCCUCUUUGGCUUGUUUAUCAAACCCUUGUAGUAAUGGCGCUACUUGCUACUCACAGGGUGAAAAAUGGACUUGUCAUUGCAAAAAUGGAUUUUUGGGGAAAAUGUGCGAAAAAUCAGUUUGUGACACCAACCCUUGCCUUUUCGGCGGCACUUGUAUCCAAUUUUCCGGCAGCGGCUACAUUUGUUUAUGUCCAUUUGGCAAACACGGCCACUUCUGCGAAAACGACUUGAAGAUAACUGAGCCAAACUUUUCGUCAACAAUUCGCGGCUUGUCCUCAUUUGUCGCUUACCCAAUCCCUGGCGGCAUUUCCGAAAACAUGGAAAUCAGAUUCAGAUUUCUCCCAUCGGUGAUGGACCAAAUAUCACUUUUGAUGUUCAUGGGUCAGAAAGGUCACCAUGACUAUUAUUCCGAUCACAUGGCGGUGAGUUUCGUCAAGGGGUACAUCAUGCUGACGUGGAAUCUGGGAUCAGGACCGAGGAGGAUUUUCACACCGCAGCCCAUCGACGAAGGGCCCAAAAAUUACCUAGUCCGGGUGGGCCGCUCCGGACGGAGGGCAUGGCUUGAUGUGGAGAAUUUGGGGAAUGUGACUGGGAGAUCCCCCGGGAAUCUGAUCCAAUUGGAUGUGUCCCCGAUUUUAUACCUUGGUGGACACGACUCCCUGAAUUUCUCCACGCUCCCCCAUGAUUUGCCCUUGCAUACAGGUUUCGCCGGGUGUAUUUUCGACGUUGAGUUGAUAACCGGGAAUCUGGUGAUUCCCCUGCAAGGAUCAAGACAGACAAUAGGGAGAGGUGUGGGACAGUGUGGCACGACGGAAUGUUACGAACAAAGUUGUCAAAACGGUGGAAUUUGUCUCCACCAUGCGAGUACUUUCAUGUGUUUAUGUCAAGAUGGCUGGUUUGGGCCCUUGUGCACGUUUAGGAGAAAUCCAUGCGAUUCGGAUUAUCACAAAUGUGAGGCUGGGGCGACCUGUGUGCCUGUGAUGUCAGACUAUGAGUGUGAUUGUCCCAUUGGAAAAUCAGGGAAAUUUUGCGACAAAGAUGAGGACAUCACUGAUGUCAAUUUCACCGGUUUGAGAUCAUUUCUUUCGCUUCCAUCGACGGAAUUCAGCGAAAAUCACUUUAAUGUUGAGAUGGAAGUUCGUCCAUUGGACGACAAUGGUUUGUUGUUUUUCAUUGAGAGACCUGGGGCAAGUUUCAUUUCAUUAACUUUGUCUAGUGGAAGUUUAGAAUUGAGAAUACUCUCAUAUAAAAAUAAAGCUGCCCCAAAUGAACCUACGACAAUCAGAAGUACCAAAAUACUAAUCAAAGGAAUUUGGUAUAAAAUGCAGUUGGGAAUAUUUGGGAAAAAGGCGUAUUUGUCUGUUGAUAAUAUAAUCAAUUCUGGUAUUUUGGAUACCGAAACUGGAAUAAAUAUGUCAAAAGAGAACAUAUUUAUAGGAGGCCACCCCGACAUUUCCACCCUCCCCUUGCACGCAAUAUCAAAACUCCCUGUCCCCUACAAAGGCUGCAUUCGCGGCUUUUCCGUGAAUGGAGUCCACAUUCCGCUCAAUAAAAUGAGCAUUUUGAACGGCCGAAAUAUCAACGAUUGCGACGGCACUCCCUGUGGCAAAGACGCCUGUUUAAAUGGGGGCACUUGUUGGCUUGACUCAUUCAUGAAACCGCACUGUUCUUGUCCUCAAACUUUCUAUGGAAAUAAAUGUGAAUCUAUUUCGGAAUGUGAUAACACGAAAUGCAAAAACACCGGCCUGUGUGUGGGCCCUAAAUGUUCGUGCCAUCUAGGAUGGGAAGGAGUUUACUGUGAAAAACAAAUUAAAGUCACUACACCGGAAUUCACAGGCCGCAGUUAUCUCAUAGUCAAGAAAAAUAAUGAAAAGAAGAGGAAUAUUCCGGGAGUUGAAGUGAAGAAUUUGUAUUUGAAUUUUACGACGAUUAAGAGGGAUGGGCUUGUUUUGUGGAGCAGAAAAGAAAAUUCGUUCAUUGGUGUGGGUCUUGAAAACGGAUUUCUAAAAAUCGCAUAUUCCGUUGAUAAGAGAACUGGGACAAAAUUAGUUAGUUUGCCCUUUUAUUAUAAAAUAUCAGACGGUUUGUGGCAUAACAUCGAGCUCAGUUUUGCUCCAUUUCUAAUCAAAUUAGACCAAAAUAAAAUUGUUUAUAAAGGCAAACAUAAAAAAAUGUUGGAGAAUACAACAAUGUCCACCGAUGGUCUCUUCUACAUUGGAGGCAUUCCCACAAAAACGUCCAUCAAGAAAGAAACAAAUGGUACAUUUAUUGACACUUUUGAGGGUUGCAUUGAAGGUUUUGCCACCAAUGGCGAAAAAGUUAUUCGUGAUUUUACAUCUUUUGAAGGGAGAGAUAUUAAUGUAUGCAGAAUGAUUUAAAUAUUACCAGCAGAAAGUGGAAAAAAUCUCAUUUCGGAGAGUAGAGAAUGAUUUGUAGAUAUUCUAGAUGUCUUCGUGUUUUUGUUAGUAGAAGAACGAGAAAGAAGGAAAAGGCAAGAUUGCAAUUUUGAAGUGUUUAUCUUUCAUCAGUUCAUCACGUAAUCACUGCCAAAAACAAAUGCUAUAGAUAAACACUGUUUAUUUACAUAUAGGAUGCACAUGCCAUUGAAAACAUUUUAUAAGAAAGUAAUAGAAGUGUGCAGAGCAAAAAUAAAUGAGUUGUUAAUAAUUUGUCGUGUUUUUGAAUAAAAAAACUAAAAAUUUCUUAUUAAUUUAACUAGUUAAGGAAGUAAUAAAACCAAAUAUCUGUAAAAAAUUAUAUUAAAUAUAUUGAACAGCUGAUUUUAUAAAACAAUACUUUCCAUUUCAGACAUGGAGGAAAUUGCAAAGUGUAAGCGUUUAUAGCAAACUUAAAUACAGAAAAAGUCAAAUCCGACAUCUUUUUUAGCCAAUUUUAAUCUGGUUUCACCCAUUUUAUUGUAAAUUUUUUUAUUAAAAUAAAUAGAAAUAUAAUUAUUUAUCUUCAUAAAAAUUAAAUCUUAUAAAACAGUU